AAGCCCAUUCAUCUGUGCACUUGGGCGUUGGACUCCGCAUCUUAUUAGUGAGCGGGGAGAUUUCUCCAUUUUCCUGUUGGAUCCAGCGCGGCUACUAACCUCACGGAUAUUUCGUUGCCUUUUUUUUUUUUUUAUUGAUGUGUGUGCUGAGAAGUACUUUUUGUUUUUUUUCCUAAGGAUCCCCGAGUGGUCGUUGUGUUUUUGUGGGUGCCUCCAGCUCAUACUGGUGAAUAUCCUCCAUCUCCUCUCACUUUGUCUUCUCCCUCCUCCUCCUUCUUCUCCUGGUGCAAAGAGGAUCCUCCGGCUCUGCUCUCUAUUGUUGGCUACUACUACCACCACCAUCAUCUCUUUGUCUCCUUCUCUUCUCUCUGUCCGGGUGUUUUAUUCUUCUCUUGGUGGUGACCCCCGUUUUUUGCCUUUUGUUGGAUAUACAGACCAGCCAUGGGAGCCCAGUUCUCUAAGACCGGAGCCAAAGGGGAAGCCGCCACCGCAGACAAGCCCGGGGAAGCUGGAGCCGCCUCUCCCUCCAAGACAAACGGCCAGGAAAAUGGGCACGUAAAGGCAAAUGGUGAUGCAUCUCCUGCAGCAGCCGAGGCAGAAAAGGAGGAAGUCCAGGCUAACGGCAGCGCCCCUGCCGAGGAGACGGCAAAGGAGGAGGUAGUAGCAGUAGCAGAAGCCGCCGAGUCCGCCCCAGAGAAGGAAGCUGCUGCGUCCGCCGAGGGAGAAAGCACAGAACCAGCCUCUCCAGCUGAAGGCGAGGCCUCUGCCAAAACAGAAGAAGCUGGUUCCACUUCUACACCUUCCACCAGCAAUGAAACCCCCAAGAAGAAAAAGAAACGGUUCUCCUUUAAAAAAUCUUUCAAGCUCAGUGGCUUUUCUUUCAAAAAGAACAAAAAAGAAAACAAUGAAGCAGCAGAGGCUGAGGCAGCAGCUGCAUCCAGUGAGGAAGCAAAGGAGGAUGCUCCUGCAGCUACUCCAGAGGCAGCCAAUGAGGAGGCAAAACCAGGCCAGGAAGAGGCACCUGCCAGCAGCACAGAAGAAAAGAAAGAGGAGGCUGCUGUGGCAGCUGCCUCACCUGAGCCCCAGGAGACCAAAACUGAAGAGCCUGCACCAGAAAAGCCCACAGAAGAGGUAAAGCCAGCUGAGGAGCCAAAGUCUGAGGAAAAACCCACAGAAGAGGCCCCGGCUGCUGCUGCCGCUGCUGCUCCAGAGGCCCCAUCCACUGAACCAGAGGCACCAAAAGCUGAAGAACCAGCAGCUCCUACACAGGAAGCUACAUCUGAAUCCAGUCCAGCAGCCGAGUCAGCAGAGUAAAGAGAUGGCAAUUUUGAGAUAAUCAAAGGACUUUUUCUCUCCCCUUGUUUGUUUGUUGGAGUGGUGCCAGGUACUGGUUUUGGAGAACUUGUCUACAGCCAGGGAUUGAUUUAAAGAUAUUUUUUUUUUUUUUUUUUUUGGUCUUUUGUUUGUUUUCUCCUCCUUUACAGAUCCCAUCUCAAAUCAUUCUGUUACCACCAUUCCAACAGGCCGUGUUGAGUUUACAGCAGUCACCGGCCUCGAUCCUUUUUGCAUCAGUAUUAAUGUUUUUGCGUACUUUGCAUCUUUUAUGAAAAUGUAUACACUUUUUUUUUUUUUUUUUUUUUUUUUUUUUUCUUUUGUCAAUUUAUGGACAUGCCCAUAAUGAAGGAGAUGGGUGGGUCAUUAAAGGGGGUAUCAAAAAUGAAGUGAUAGGAGCCACAGUGGGUUUUUAGGUGGUGCACACGUUGCCAAGAGAAUGUGCCACAUGGAAUGGGGGUCAGGUUUCUGUUCUUUUUUUUUUUUUGUUUGUUUUUUUUGUUCUUUUUCUUUUAAAAAAGAAAGUAAUGAAUAUUUUGAGGGCAACCUUCUACAAGGUUUACAACACUAAAGGUCUUGACUAAGAUGGCAAGCAAAAUAAAAAAAAUAAAAUCAAUACCCAGAUCAUAGUUUUAGUAAUUCAUUUAAACCAUAGGAACUUUUCACUUAUCUCAUGUUAGCUGUAUCAGUCGGUGAUUAAAGUAGAAAAUACGAGUUGUAUAGGCUUUAUUGUUUAUUGCUGGUUUAUGACCUUAAUAAAAAUGUAAUUAUGUAUUACCAGCAGGGUGUUUUUAACUGUGACUAUUGUAUAAAAGGAAUCUUGAUAUCCAAAAGCACAUGAAGUUUGCAACUCCUUCCACCCUGCCCAUUUUUGUAAAACUGCAGUCAUAUUGGACCUUUUAAACACACAAUUUUAAACUCAACAAAAGCUGUGAUAAGUGGAAUGGUUACUGUUUAUACUGUGGUAUGUUUUUUUGAUUACAGCAGGCAAUGCUUUCUUUUCCAGUUGUCUUUAAAAAAAAAAAGAAAAAAAAAAAACUUAAGGAAAACUUCAGAUGCAAUGUUUUUUUGUGUAGCAUCUUUGUCUUUCAUGUUUUGUAAAUACUGGAGAAGCUUUGACCAAUUUGACUUAGAGAUGGAAUGUAACUUUGCUUACAAAAUUGCUAUUAAACUCUUGCUUAAGGUGUUCUAAUUUUCUGUGAGCACACUAAAAGCGAAAAAUAAAUGUGAAUAAAAUGUA
This is a messenger RNA of Rana temporaria (common frog), 2572 nucleotides long. RefSeq names its product myristoylated alanine rich protein kinase C substrate (gene MARCKS). Gene Ontology annotation, cellular component: plasma membrane; cytoplasm; actin filament bundle. The transcript has 2 exons. Bases 442 to 1314 code for a protein of 290 amino acids. NCBI's taxonomy places the organism in Eukaryota, Metazoa, Chordata, Amphibia, Anura, Ranidae. Gene Ontology annotation, molecular function: calmodulin binding; actin filament binding. The record is from RefSeq and is a predicted model, not a curated record. Gene Ontology annotation, biological process: central nervous system development; actin filament organization.